Molecule: messenger RNA, 609 nt
Organism: Kalmanozyma brasiliensis GHG001
Lineage: Eukaryota; Fungi; Basidiomycota; Ustilaginomycetes; Ustilaginales
Exons: 1
Coding region: 1-609 (202 amino acids)
Source: RefSeq, a predicted model, not a curated record
AUGCCUUCAGCAAACGCAAGACAGCGCAACAAGCGGGCGCUGGAGUCGACGGGAGGCGUCUCGCGUGCUCCCGCUGGCAAGGGCAAGGCCAAAGGACGAGGAGCGGGAGAGCCGUAUAAGCUGCAGUCGCUGCUCUACAUUUUGCUGGCGACGACGAUACUGCUCGUGGCAUACCAGCUAGCACGCUUCUACUACCGGGGUCAUGUCGCUCUCUCACCGCUCUCGGCAUGGACGAAGACCAAAUACGGCGCUCACGACCGUGCCAACCAAGUGGUAGACAACGGAAGGACAAAAUUCAACAAGCUCGCCCCCGAAGGAGCCAUACCUGGAGCGCCAGCCCUCGUACCCGGCCAGGAAGCUACAGACUCGCUCGAUGAGCUGCGAAAGAAGCUCGGACUCGAGGGCGAACUCGAAUCGCAAUUCGACGAGGACGGCAAUCUCGAUCUGGCGACCAUCCAGAGGAUGCUCGACAUCCUGUACAAGCCAGCGAGGGAUGGCGUCAAGGGUGCAGCACGUGCUGCAGGUCAUGUGCUCGAGGCCAUGACCGAGGACGAGGUCGCUGUGGAUGCCGCUGAUGCCGCCGAAGUUGCCGACGAAGCUACACCGUAG